This is a messenger RNA of Zychaea mexicana, 1086 nucleotides long. RefSeq names its product ribosome recycling factor domain-containing protein. Gene Ontology annotation, molecular function: ribosomal large subunit binding. The coding region runs from base 22 to 756 and encodes 244 amino acids. Gene Ontology annotation, cellular component: mitochondrion. Gene Ontology annotation, biological process: translation. The record is from RefSeq and is a predicted model, not a curated record. The transcript has 5 exons. Lineage: Eukaryota; Fungi; Mucoromycota; Mucoromycetes; Mucorales; Lichtheimiaceae.
ACACAGACACAUAAUUUAAAAAUGGCCACCACCCCGACUCUAUCGCGAUUGCUUACUCGCCAUGUCGGAAUCUUGUAUACACCAACAGAAUCCUUGGCAGCACGAUGGCAACUACAGCAACAACGUGGUUAUGCCAAAAAGAAUAAGAAAAAGGGCGGGGCAGCAGCAGAGAGCAACAGCGACAGCGCAGACGCUACCACCGAGAUAGCUCGUGCGUUUAACGAAAAGAAACUCCAAGAACGAAUGGACAGCACCAUCGCAUCGCUUAAAGAUAACUUUAAAACGCUACGUGUUGGACGAGCCAACCCAGCGAUUUUGGAUAGUGUACGUGUUCGGAUAGACGGAUCCAAUUAUUCUCUACGAGACCUUGCCCAAGUCACCAUAAGAGAUCCACAAACAUUGUUGGUUUCUGUGCAUGAUUCAGAGUUUCGAACAGCUGUCGAUAAAAGCAUUCGCGAGUCUGGAUUGAACUUGAACCCGGUGAUCGAUAAUGAAAUGAUUCGUGUACCUGUACCAAAAGCAACUAAAGAAACCAGAGAUAAAAUGACCAAGCUUGUCAGUCAAAUGAGCGAACAAAUGAAGUCCAAAAUCCGUAACAUUCGGCAGGAUGGUAUGAAACAGUUGAAGCAGGAUUCCAAGGUAGCACCUGCAGAUGAAAUUAAAAGGCUCGAAAAGCUGGUACAAACACUGACAGAUAAGCACAACAAGAAUGUCGAAGAGUUGAUCAAGGCGAAGGUCAAGGAAAUUCAGUCCUAAUUCGUUUGUCGCCGUCAAAUACAUAACUUGUACACAUGCAAAGGCACAAAUUCACUCGCGAUUAGAUCAUUUGACCCCGCCACCCAAACAACAAAAACAAUUCCUACUACUACCCCUCUCUACCAAUCGAAUCUCUCUUAUAUAACUUUAUUUUGCUACUGCUUCAUCUUUUUACAAUGAUACGAAUUUUGAGCUGAUGUUAUUGCUAUCAUACAGGUUAAAUGCAUCAUAAAGACUGCUUAAUGAACAAAAGCACGAAACAAUAUGCUAUCAUACUUGCAAUGACAAGACAAAUAUGGAUACCAAGCAUAUGCAUAACUUACCUACAGA